Tyto alba (common barn owl) is the source of this 1599-nucleotide messenger RNA. RefSeq names its product glutamate rich 6 (gene ERICH6). NCBI's taxonomy places the organism in Eukaryota, Metazoa, Chordata, Aves, Strigiformes, Tytonidae. The record is from RefSeq and is a predicted model, not a curated record. The coding region runs from base 1 to 1593 and encodes 530 amino acids. The transcript has 10 exons.
AUGGCAGCGCCGGGCAGCGUCGAGCCCGCCGCGGCGCAGAGGCCGCCCGGAGUUCUGGCGUCGCAGACAGGAGCUGGCGGGCUCCGCGAACUCGCCUACAGAAAACCAACCCUGUCAGAAGAGUUCGGCAGCUUAGAAGUUUUGUGUGACAUGGAGUUCGAAGAAGAUUUUGUGAAGCUGUUCAAGGAAUCGCUGCGCACGCUCCCCUCCGUUGGCCUGCCUACCCUUCUGGCCUACAGACCUGAACUGUCACGAGAAAACAUACAGAUUGAGGCAGAGGAGGGCCCUGCUCCGAGGUGCGAGUUCUGCGGCAGCCUGCUGAAACCCUUCCCCUCCCUCGAAGACACUUGCUCACCGCCACGGGAUUAUGAAUCGAAAUUCUGCUGUGAGCGUCGCCGAGAGCUCUUCGAGUUCAUCCUAAGAGAGAGGAAGCACCACGAAGGCUCCCGCAGCGCGCCGGCUGCCGCCGGCCCCCGCCAGCCCCCGGGCGACGAAGCCAGCAGGCUGCGGCCAAGGUGCCCGAGGCAGCGGGAGAGACAAAUGGCCAGACAGUUAGCUUUCCUGGCAGCAGAGCCGACGAGAGUAACUGAAUGUGCGACCCGAGCCGGCACCAUCUCCUACCUGCUUUCCCGGGAGCCCCCGUCGCCGCAGGGCCCGACGCUGGUGCCCCCCGCGAGAGCAGCAGCGCCCGAGGAGGAGCCCGUCUCCCACGACGUCGCCCGCUGCGAUUUCGCCCCGGCGGGCGCGGAGGCGAGUAGCUGCUGCCCGGCGCGACGCGCUCGCCGCGGUGGGAGCCCAGCCCCCCCCUGCCCCGCGGGGCCGCUCUCCUCCGCGUCAUCGCUUCUCUCCCAACCCCAGGCAGCCAAGAAGGAGUUACUGGAAAAAUACUACAAACACGGAGGGAAAUUCCUGACCGUGCUUCCGGACGGAGCAGCGCAGCUGUUCUAUCCAUCGGGAAAUCUGGCAAUCAUUGUUGUACGAGAGAAAAACCAGCUUAUUUGCAUAGUACAGGAAGACAAGCCGAGUAACGCUGAAAUACAGGCAGUAUUUAAGUCCAAUGGCAGAAGUACUUGCUAUUAUCCGAACGGAGCUGUGUGGAUAAACAUGACUAUUCAGGGAGGGCAGUAUUUGGACCAGGCAGGCAGCAGGGUGAGAAGGUGGACGUGGCCAAACAGCGCCAUGUCAUCAGGACCCCACAUCCCGCUGAGCCCCAUCUUCAUCUCCCUGAACCGGCACGUGGGGGUCAGGAUCCUGGGCCAGGACAAGAUCACCGUUUCUUUCCUCGCCAUGGGACAACAAGCAAAAUUCAACGUGGGAACCAAAGUGCAGGUCGGCGGCGGCGGCCGGCUGCCUCCCCCCGCCCGGCUGGGCGAAGACGAGCUCCUGCUGCUCGCCUUCAGGGUGAGGAUCCUGCGGCUCUUGGACAGACUGUGGGGAUGCUUAAACUUUCCUUCUAAUGACCAACGGGACAAAAUCAAGCCUCCAGCGUACCUGAUCACACAGACUUUAAAGAUCUUGCGGCUUUGCACAACUUCUGACAUCAGCGCCGAGCUCCGCAGCUCGGUCAGGGCGAUAGUAAACGCUCAAGUCUGACCGGCA